Molecule: messenger RNA, 639 nt
Organism: Aegilops tauschii subsp. strangulata
Lineage: Eukaryota; Viridiplantae; Streptophyta; Magnoliopsida; Poales; Poaceae
Source: RefSeq, a predicted model, not a curated record
AUGGGUGGAAAAACGGACAUCCAUGUCCGCCUGUGGUUAGACGCGCCCAACGCGGCCGACUACCCCAAACCGUUCGCCUGCUCGCUCGUCCCUACCUGUGCGCCGCGCUCCCAGCCGCCUCGUCGCGCCCGCCCGUCGAGGCGCGCCGCAGCCUCGCCGCCGCCUCGUCGCGCCCGCCCACCGACGCGCGCCGCAGCCUUGCCGCGCCCGCGCCGCCGCCUCGUCGCGCUGGCUCCCCGCAGCACCGCGCACGCGCCCCCGCAGCAGCGCGCCCGCUGCCGCCUGGCCGCGCGCGCCGCCUGCGCGCGUCCCCGCUCGCGCCGCGCGCGCCCCCGCUGCCGCCUGGCCGUGCUCGCCGCCCGGCAAGGCCGCCCGCGCGCGCCCCAUCUUUCGCCUGGCCGCGCUCGCCGCCCGACACGGCCGCCCGCGCGCGCCCCAGCUUCCGCCUGGCCGAGCUCCCGCCCGGCAGGGCCGCCCCCGCGCGCCCCAGCUGCCGCCUGGCCGCGCGCGCCCCCGCUGCCACCCACGCGCGCCCCCGCUGCCGCCUGGCUGCGCGCGCGCCACCCGGCAGCCCCGCGCCUUAGCCUCCCCCGCUGCCGUCCUCCCGCUCGCGUGACACUGCUCGCCUCGGCCCGCUGA